Messenger RNA from Gordionus sp. m RMFG-2023, 629 nucleotides. RefSeq names its product translation machinery-associated protein 16-like. The coding region runs from base 50 to 574 and encodes 174 amino acids. Gene Ontology annotation, cellular component: nucleus. The transcript is spliced from 5 exons. NCBI's taxonomy places the organism in Eukaryota, Metazoa, Nematomorpha, Gordioida, Chordodea, Parachordodidae. The record is from RefSeq and is a predicted model, not a curated record.
AAUAAAUGAAUUUAAAUAUUGACCAUACAUAUAUAUCACUCAUUCAAAAAUGACAAAAACCAAAACAAAAAUUAUUGCAAAAAAAAAUCAAAAGAUUAAAAUUGUUCACCCCAAAAGCCGUAAAGCUCAAAAGCUUCUCGGUGAAGCGAGUCAUUAUAAAAAGGCAUCAAAAUCUCACCGACAAAGAAAUGAAAAAACUAAUUUAAUGAUUAAAAAAUUAUUGUGGUUUAAAAAUCAUAUAACUUCUACAGAUAUUGAUAAAACAUUUUAUUCGGUAGAUGAAUUGAGGCAAAUAAUUGCUAAUUAUUAUAUUAAUAGAUUUGAUGAUGAAUUAGAUCAGAUACACAUAAUUAAUACCAUUAAUAAAGAUAGAAAAGGUAGGAGACAUGUUCCAAGAGAAACAGCAAUAACCCUUACUAAAAACUCUGAGAUGAAUGAAUUUGAAGGUGGAGGUUUAGCUGUACCUGAUAUAACCUCACAAAAACAACUUCAUUAUUUCAAGAAUAUAUGGAAUGGGGAAGAAAAUUUGUUACCUAAUAUAAAAAUGUGUUAUAUUAAGAAAGAAAUUAUAUAAUUCAUGAAUUAACAAUAUUUAAACAAUUCAUAUAUGAUUUUGAAUAAAAUUUAUA